GCGCAUUCUGUGGACUCACAAAAAUGGCGUCUGCUAAGUUUCUUGAGGAAGCUCUAAGUACAGACGUUGAUGAAUCAGUUGUGAGUGCCAUUGUAGGCUCUCUAGAAACUCAGUUAGUUACUUCAGCACCUCAUGUAUCAAGUCAAAGCGGUUCACCUAUAGUGAUAAAUCAUAAUCAUAUAAAUAGUGGUAUAUCAAACGGUGGAACGGUUGUCCGACAGAAACUCGGUACUAGUGCCAACGAUGAAUCUAUGGAUGUGGUUUCUACAGACACAAAUGAACAAGUGAUAAAUAAUGCAAUGCAAAUAAGUGGUACCCAUGUGCAAACUGUCGGAGGGGCAGUGACUACAAAUUAUAUUCAACAAAAUCCUAAUUCUAUAGAUGCCACUAAUAAGUGUAAUGAUGGUGUUAGGGUAGUUUAUAGUCAAGGAAACCAAACAAUAUCUAGUGCUGGUGCUAUUAUGACGAAUAGAGUAGCAGUUUCGGGGCAAUCUUUGCCAAAUGGAACUAUUGGGAUUUCCCCACACCAGGUUCUUCAAUCUUCCUCAAAUAUACAAACUCUACAAAAUAAACAACCUACUUUAGUGAUAAAGACAAGUGGAGCCCCUGUUGGCACCCCUGGCUUAGUGACUGUGCCUAUGAAUGUUACCUCUUCGGUUCCACAAGCAAAUAAUGUAGGUAACCCGAGCACUCAAUCUCCAAAUGUCUUAUCCAAUCUUCAAGUUGUUAAUGUUCGACCGAGUGUUUCUACUGCACAGAAAGGACAACCAGCUCGUGUGGUGCUCAGUACACCUCAAAUUGUAGGGUCUAGGCCCGGACCUGCACAAAUUACACUACAGUCAUUCCAUGGGUUGCAACCAGGUCAGCAAGGUCAUUUGCUAUUAAAGACUGAAAAUGGGCAGUAUCAAUUACUACGAGUAGGACCUGCUCCAGCAUCUGCUAAUAUUGCAGGUAGCUCAAACCCUGGUGGACAGCCUGUUACUUUUCGUAUGCAGACAGUUGCUCAGGCAACAACCACAGCAGCAGCUACUACUCCUAAUCAGCAGGCUCCAGGUACCAUUAGUGUAACCUCAACCGGGCAAAUUGCGGUUCAACAGAGAACGGCCAAUGACAAUACCAAAGAGAAAUGUCGAAAAUUCCUCGCGAAUUUACUUGAAUUGUCAAGUAGGGAACCUAAAGCUGUUGAGCGCAAUGUUAGGACUUUGAUUCAAGAAUUGAUAGACAUGAAAGUCGAGCCAGAAGAUUUUUGUGAUAAACUGGAGAAAUUGCUAAAUGCUUCUCCUCAACCUUGUCUAAUAGGAUUUUUGAAGAAAAGCUUACCACUGCUACGACACUCGUUGGCAACAAAGGAAUUAUCAAUUGAUGGCAUUCGACCUCCUCCAUCUAAUUUAGUGUAUUCUGGGAGUAAUUCGGCAGGAACAAUUCAAACACAAAUUCGACCCGGUAUAGCUUCUAAUCCUGUAAGAAUAGUUGCCCCUGGUACCACUGUAGUUCGUGGAGCAAAUCAAGUUUUGCAACCAAGAUUGGUUGCUCCUAUCAGAGGCCAAACUGCCACAAGGAUGGUAACUGCCAUAAGACAACCGGGUGUUUCUAACAAUGUUAUUGUUACAAAUUCUCAGCCACCUGCUCUACAUCCUGUAUAUCCAAAUACUCAGAUACGGCCAGGUGUUGUUCGACAGCCAUUGCAGAAAAUAGGUGUUUCUACAAUCCGACAGCCUAUAACUGUUCGUACCGCAGUGCCUGCAAACAAAAUGCAAGGCAUAAGACCAUUAGUGCCUUCUAUCAGUUCACGACCUACCACAAAGGAUAAAGAAAAAAAUUCGUUUUCUACGUAUGCUGGUGAUGAUGAUAUCAAUGAUGUGGCAGCCAUGGGUGGAGUGAAUUUGGCCGAAGAAAGUCAGAAAAUAUUAGGUUCUACAGAAUUUGUUGGAACUCAAAUACGAUCUUGUAAAGAAGAGAUGAUGUGCUCCAUUGGUCCUUUACAGCAAAGGAUUAAACAAGCCUUAUUAAAGCAUGGUUUGGAUGAACCAAAUCCAGAGGUGGCAGCCUGUAUUUCACACGCUGCUCAAGAAAAAUUAAAGAAUCUUCUGGAAAAGUUGGCAAUUAUAACUGAACAUAGAGCAGAUCUUAUAAAAACCGAAAGACGAUAUGAAGCCUCAAAUGACAUUAAAGGUCAAUUAAAAUUUCUGGAAGAAGUGGAUAGAGCAGAAAGAAAAAGGCAUGAAGAAUUAGAAAGAGAGAUGCUUCUGAGAGCAGCAAAAAGUCGAUCAAAAACGGAAGACCCUGAACAGGCAAAAUUGAAAGCUAAAGCAAAAGAAAUGCAAAGGGUUGAGAUGGAAGAAAUGAGGCAGAGGGAAGCUAAUGCUACUGCCCUCAAAGCGAUAGGUCCAAGGAAAAAACCUAGAUUAGAUUUUGAUUCACAACAUAACGGAGUACAGAACAAUUUAAAUGGCGGAAACAACUUCAGAACUGGGCAACCAUUACGACAAAGGAUGAAAAAAAUCACUCUGAGAGAUAUUCAAUUUCUUUUAGAAACAGAUAGAGAAACGUGUAGGAGCAAGUUACUUUUCAAGUCAUAUCUCAAGUGAUGUCGGCUCCUCAACUUUGUGCUGUCAAAAAAUAAUAGGGAAAAAUGGAUUUUCAUUUGGAGGAUUACAUUUAUAAAAACGUCAGUACUUUUUCCAGAAGUUGAUGUGAAUCUUGACCACUCAGAUAUUAUGCUCAACAAGACCAUACAUGAGUAAUUCUGUUGAAUUUUUCAUUAAGAAAUAGAAAUGACUUUGAAUUUUUUUUAUCGAGAGAAGACUUAUAAAAUUUUAAAUAACUACAAAAUCUGUUAACAGUUUAUAACAAAAAUCUGAGUUACUUGAAUAGAAGUAAAUAACGCUCAUCAUUUUUAAAAUCCACUAAGACAUGCAUUGCAAAUAGCCGCAUUUUAAUCAAGAAAAUAUGAGGAAUUGAAAGUAAACACAAUAUCAUAAACUUAUUUUUUUACAAUAAUUUUUGUAAUGCUAAUUUGCAUUGAUUGAAAAAAGUUUCCUCAUAAAUUUAUAUAUCUCUUACUUUUGAACAUAAUAAAUUAAAUUAAAUAUUGUUAUUGAUAGGUUCUUGAUUGAAUUGUAUUAUUCUGAAGAAUAUUAUAUUAAUAUUCAAAAAUAUUGAGGAGAGGAAAAGAAAAUUGAGUUUAGAAAUAUAUAGAAUAAGUGCACUCUGCCGAGAAAGUGAUAUAUUAUAUAAUCUUCAUUCAGAAAUCUAACACAAACUCAAUUUUCUAUUCCCUACCUUCUCUUUAUCAUCAUAUAUGAAAAGAUAUCAUUUCAUUCAGAGACAAAAAUGCCUAAAAUAUUUUUAAAAUCAGACAAAAUUGUGUACGACCUACAUUAGAAAUGAAGUUUGGGGUUUUUGAAUGAAAGCUUCAUAGGAUUUAUACUUUCCUUGAGUAUGAUUAAAAUUGUUACAAUUUCGAAAUCAAGAUUAUUUUCAAUGUUAAUUUGUUGUUAUUAUGGGGGCCAUUGAUGACAAAGUAUAUGUUUAUCACUUUUGUUAUUUUCAUUUCUUAUACGUAAAUCUAUACCUUGUAAAGUGUAUUUUAAAAGAUGUCUAUGUGCGAUAGGUCUAUAUUGAGAGGCUAAAGAUUUUGUGUACUUUAGUACAAGAACUAUUGAAUUAUUCGAUGUAUAUAAUAUUGUUUGUAUAUAUAUAAUAUAGAUUGUAUAUAUGUAAAUAACUGUAUUGCUAUUAAUUAGAAAAAAACAUCGAAUAUAAUUUUUGUUAAUA
Molecule: messenger RNA, 3777 nt
Organism: Harmonia axyridis
Lineage: Eukaryota; Metazoa; Arthropoda; Insecta; Coleoptera; Coccinellidae
Gene: Taf4
Product: transcription initiation factor TFIID subunit 4
Exons: 9
Coding region: 24-2588 (854 amino acids)
Biological process (GO): DNA-templated transcription; transcription initiation at RNA polymerase II promoter
Cellular component (GO): transcription factor TFIID complex
Molecular function (GO): RNA polymerase II general transcription initiation factor activity; protein heterodimerization activity; DNA binding
Source: RefSeq, a predicted model, not a curated record